UCCAAAAUUUUUCAGAGAAUGCAUCCUUAGUCAAUAAAUCAUUCAAACCGAUUAACAGCAACAAGCAUAUCAAUCAACAUGCGAGCAAUAAGAACACUCUCCUGCGAACACAACCAACGCAUUCUCGCAACCUUAUUCAACAAUCUCCAAACCCCACAGAACACAAAUCCCAAAACCUUAAUCCCUCUUCGUUCCCUCAGAACCUUCGAACCCCAUCGUCGAUUCCUUCAUUCGCAUCACGACUCAGCACAAGCUUCAUUCAUCCAGAACCUUCUCAAAUUUCGUAGAGACAAACCCACAGAACAAAUCGAACGAGCUCUCAACCUCACCGGAAUCCACCCCAACGAUGAACUCGUCCUCGAAGUCUUGCAACGACACCGUUCCGAUUGGAAACCAGCUCUCGUUUUCUUCAAAUGGGCCUCCAAAACAAACAUCUACACACCCAGCUGUCAUGUAUACAACGAGAUUAUCAACAUCCUCGGCAAAAUGAACCGUUUCGAAGAGGUACACCAAGUGCUCGAUGAAAUGUCACAAAGAAAAGAACUCAUUAAUGAAGAAACAUUUUCCACUUUAAUUCGUAGGUUUGUAGCUGCACAUAAAGUGGAGGAAGCGAUUAACAUUUUCCAUAGAAGGGAAGAGUUUGGUUUGGAGAAUGAACUUGAUUCCGAAGCUUUUCGUACUCUUUUGAUGUGGCUGUGUAGGUACAAGCAUGUUGAAGAAGCUGAAACUUUGUUUCAUAGGAAUUUGAAUAGGUUUCAGUUUUGUCAUGAUAUAAAGACGUGGAACGUGAUUCUCAAUGGUUGGUGUGUUUUAGGGAAUACACAUGAAGCAAAAAGGUUAUGGAAAGACAUCUUAGCGUCUAAAUGUAAACCUGAUAUUUUCACCUAUUCAACUUUCAUCAAGGCAAUGACAAAGAAAGGGAAACUGGGAACUGCUUUGAAGUUGUUCGAUGGAAUGUGGAAAGAUGAGAGGUGUAAACCUGAUGUUGUGAUAUGCAAUUGUGUGAUUGAUGCUCUUUGUUUCAAGAAGAGAGUUCCUGAGGCGUUGCAGGUUUUUCAUGGCAUGAAGGAACGGGGUUGUCUUCCAAAUGUAGCUACUUAUAAUUCAUUGAUUAAGCAUCUUUGUAAGAUAAGGAGAAUGGAGAAGGUUUAUGAAUUGAUAGAGGAUAUGGAGAGGACGGGUGGAGAUUGUUUGCCUAAUGCUGUUACUUAUAGUUAUUUGCUAAAGUCGGUGAAGGCGCCGGAGGAAGUUCUUGGGAUUUUGGAGAGGAUGGAGAGAAAUGGAUGUGCAAUGAGUGAUGAUGUCUACAAUUUGGUCUUGAGGCUGUAUAUGAAAUGGGGUGACCUUGAUGGAUUACGAAAAGUAUGGGAUGAAAUGGAGAAAAAUGGAUUGGGACCGGACCAACGAUCAUAUACAAUCAUGAUUCACGGACACUUUGAAAAUGGGAGGAUAAAGGAUGCCAUGCGAUAUUUUAGGGAAAUGACAUCUAAGGGGAUGGUGCUGGAACCUAGAACGGAAAAAUUAGUUAUUUCCAUGAACGGUCAGUUGAUGGAGAGAACAGAAAAACAAGAAGGAACUGUUGAUGCAUCUAAUGUUUGAAGUAUUUGAUUGUUGAUCCAAUUGAAAGGAUUGUUGGUUCAGUUGAAAGGAUUGUUAAAUUUUUUAUGCAUAUAUGUAGUCGGUGGCGGAGCCAGCACCCGGCCAGAAAGGGCAGCUGCCCAGGCUCCGUCCGGCAACGAAGCAGCUUUUUGAACGAAGUUCUGCGGACAAAACGACUUAUUCCGAACGCGGCUUUUUGAUGGAGCAGUUCGUAUACCCAACUCUCGAUUCAGAGAAUGACAAGGUUUCUAACUUCCGGUUCGUAUACCCAACUCUCGAUUCAGAAAAUGACACGGUUUCUAACUUCCGGCGAGAAUUCGGUUUGAUUUUGGUUACAAUCUUCUUUGUCUCUCUUCUUUGAUUGUUGCUGUGUGAUUGUUAUUCAAUUCUGCUUUGCUGUUUCGUACUUGCAUGCCAAGUGUUCGAUGGAGUGACUGAACUAAGUUAUUUUUUAUCUGUCUUGAAAUCUUUUUCGAGUUUCUUGAUGCGUGGCAGCUUGGUGAUUACCGCUGAUUCUUUGAAACUGUAUACUGCUCCAAUACCCUUAUUGGAUAUGUCUCGCUUGAUUUGAAUCAUCCUGAGUAUAAGAGGAUGUAACUUUCAAGCAAUGGGAAUGAUACUAAGGUGAUGCAGAAACCAUUUGUGCCGCUAACAAGUGAUCCUAUUGAUGAAACAGUGGUGUGAAGGAGGAGAAGAACCUGAGCCAAGGUGAAACAGCAGUGUCAAGAGUUGUUCAAAAUAUAGAUUUGAACGAGUUCCCGACGAUUUGAAUGAGCUCCCAACUAAUGAUGUUGUCGAUGAAUGAUAUUCUUCUCUUUUAUUUUAUGUUUAUGUUGCAACAGAAUGACUGAUAUACUGUUUGCUAUUUAUUUAGGUUUAAGUUCAAACAUAAACAGGUUAUUUGCACUAAAUUAGUAUGACAAUAUGAUGGAGACGAGAGUAUGAAAUUGGUGGCAGAAUAUCUGAUAAUGGCGAGUUUACUGUCAAAGAGUGCCCUUUUUCUUUAUGUGUUAUUACUUGAGAGUUAAGUUACCUAUCCUAUUUAGCUAUUAUGUAAUUGAAUUGAAUGAAUGUAUAUGCUUUUAUGUUAUAUUAUCUAGUUUUCUUUGGAA
Molecule: messenger RNA, 2711 nt
Organism: Vicia villosa (hairy vetch)
Lineage: Eukaryota; Viridiplantae; Streptophyta; Magnoliopsida; Fabales; Fabaceae
Product: putative pentatricopeptide repeat-containing protein At3g15200
Exons: 1
Coding region: 79-1599 (506 amino acids)
Molecular function (GO): protein binding
Source: RefSeq, a predicted model, not a curated record